Adineta ricciae is the source of this 771-nucleotide messenger RNA. The record is from the annotation of a GenBank genome assembly. Lineage: Eukaryota; Metazoa; Rotifera; Eurotatoria; Adinetida; Adinetidae.
AUGUCGAAAAAGUAUGAUCGGAUAUUCGGUGGACUAUUUUCUCCAGUGUCAUUGGCCGAACGCACUUCUCUCAAUCAAUAUCGUCAUGAUGCGAAAUCAAUUAUUCAAACCAACGACAAACAUCUGACCAAUCAGGAUGUUCAUUUUGAUGUGCAUUCGCCCCAAUCAUCGUUUAUGUCGAUCAGUGGCUCAAAUAAUCAUGGCUUAGCAGUUAACAAGGCAGAAAUCAAUGUAACAAAUGUGUUCGAUCGACCACUGAUACUUCAUUCAAACCAAUAUUUUCCACUUGGCUAUUGCAUUUUAGUUAUUCUGAUAUAUGUUAUAUUCAUUAUUGUUCUCGUAUUCAUACACUGUAUUUGGCGUAAACGAACAGAGAAGCGAUGUGUCGAUAACAAACAUGGCCAUGGGAAGAAAAACUCCGAACCAGCAGCGCACAAGAAAAUUAUUGAACGUAAGAAACCACUCUACUCUACUCUACUCUUACUUAUGACAGCUUAUUUAGCUCAACCACUGUCCAAUCACCGACACGAUGACAAAAAAAAUCGACCAAUCACAAGUUUACAGAAAGAAAAAGAACUAAAGGCGAACGAAGUGUAUUAUGAAGCAUCGGAUAAUCUUCAAACAAUCCAAUCAUCAAUAAAUAAUUCAGAAUGCAACGUUGAACGGACAACAGCUCGGUAUCCAGAUCUAACAUCUACUCCGGUUGAUGAUGCUUUAACAGACUCUAUUAUUCAUCGUAUAUAUUGUACCUUACUACAAUAUUUUAAAUGA